AACGCCUCGUAACGGGUUGUAACGCCUGCUUAGAAACAUGUGACAGCACAACCAAAACAAAAACAUUGCUUUCAACUCCACUGAACUUACGUAAAAUUUCUAAACAAGCGAAACUUGCUCGAUUUCCGCCAGAAAUAUGGCACUUGUACGAUCAUUUCAACUCCUCGUCCCGCUGGUGGCACCCCGGUGCCUUCCCAUUCAGCAAAGUCUCGCCGGCAGCGUUGGCGCAGCUGGGGCACUGUCGGAAGCCGGCUCCAUUGUGGGGGGCGCGUGGUCAACCCUGUCAGCGCGCACCGUCAUCCGGAACCAGUUCCCGCGGGCCCGGGAAACGAAGCGCGUUCGCGUCCACGGCUGGUGGAAGCGCAUGGCCACGGCCGAAGGACGCCGGCUGCUGAUGCGGCGGAUCCUCAAGGGUCGGCACUCGAUCUCGCACUAGGGUUUGCGCGGGGUUGUUUUUUUUGUGAAUAUCGUUAGCAAUAAAUCUGAUCGCUUAAAUUGA
Culex quinquefasciatus (southern house mosquito) is the source of this 499-nucleotide messenger RNA. It is a transcript of the gene mRpL34, whose product is annotated as 39S ribosomal protein L34, mitochondrial. Gene Ontology annotation, molecular function: structural constituent of ribosome. NCBI's taxonomy places the organism in Eukaryota, Metazoa, Arthropoda, Insecta, Diptera, Culicidae. Gene Ontology annotation, biological process: translation. The record is from RefSeq and is a predicted model, not a curated record. Gene Ontology annotation, cellular component: ribosome; mitochondrial large ribosomal subunit. Bases 137 to 436 code for a protein of 99 amino acids. The transcript is spliced from 2 exons.